Molecule: messenger RNA, 603 nt
Organism: Prunus armeniaca (apricot)
Lineage: Eukaryota; Viridiplantae; Streptophyta; Magnoliopsida; Rosales; Rosaceae
Source: the annotation of a GenBank genome assembly
AUGAUGAAGACCCUAGUAGUAGUCCUCAGCCUCAGCUUAACCAUCCUUUCCUUCGGAGUUGCACAUGCAGCGACAAUUUCAUUAAAAAACAAUUCCCCUUACACGGUCUGGCCAGGAACCCUAACCUAUGGGAAACUUCAAUUACCAACCACAGGGUUCGAGUUAGCAUCCCAAGCUAGCUUCCAGCUAUACACUCCGGUGCCAUGGAAUGGCCGCUUUUGGGCCCAAACUGGAUGCUCCGCGGAUGCCUCUGGAAAGUUCGUCUGCGCCACCGCAGAUUGUGCCUCUGGUCAGGUCUCGUGCAACGGUAACGGUGCCAUUCCGCCGGCAACUUUAGCGGAAUUGAAUAUUGUAGCAGGCGGAGGACAAGAUUACUACGACGUUAGUCUUGUUGAUGGCUUCAACUUGCCCAUGUCUGUGACUCCACAAGGCGGUACCGGCACCUGCAAGACGGGUAGUUGCCCGAUGGACGUGAACACAGACUACUACAUUUUAUACUUUGCGCGACGAAGAGAAUUUCGUCGCGCAAAAUAUAUUGUAGUCACACAAAUUUUAGCGCGACAAAAACUUUGUCGCGCAGAAUCCGUCGCGCAAAGAUCGUGA